UCAUGUUACAGAACUAAUCACAAAUUGAGCAGGUGUACGCUGUUCAACUAAUUGCUCUGUGGCAGUUUUCAACCAGGAUGUCUGUGUCUGUGUCGCUCCCAUGCCUCGGUUGACAGUUGUCUGCCCCAAAGGUCAAGGGGGUAGAGGACAGGGACAGAGAGGCAGUCGGGACUCGGCCUGCAAAUGGAUGGAGGAGGUAAAGGAGGACGGGGCGGGAGAACCUGCAGGGAGAAGCCGAAAACUUCAGAGCAGUUCAAACCAAACACCAGCUGUUCAUCAGCCACAGCAAACAUUUUGGUCACAGACUCUGAGGACACUGCGACCCUGGAAAGACUGGUACAGUUUCGCUCUAGUAGGUGUAGUGUGGUCGCUCUGCCAGAUGGAGGCGCCGCUGCACUCUUCUCUGUUACUGGUGGAUGUGGGUUGGAGGCUCCUGUUGGUGUGUUUACUGUGGAUGGUCCUGGGAGGUGGUGUCAAUGCCCUGAAGUGCUGCCUGCGGCCAGGACACAACCAGCCUCCACUGAGGAUACAGCAGGAGGUUGUGACUGAAAACAGGAAUAACCAGAAUUCAUGGAUGUGCCAGUCGAGGAGCCCGGGCCACGACAUCCCUCUGUCUCUUGUCCUGGCUGACAGCCUGCUGUCGUGUGUGCUUCAGGAGCCCCUGUCAGACCCCAGUGUACCCCACAUAAAGGCUCUCCUCUCCAGGCUGGAGUCAGUGUCUCACAUAGUUGAGAAGGCUGAUAUUGGGUCAGAAACGACACUGGAGGAGGUGGAUCGAGAAUCUAUACUGAUAGAUAAAGUGAAGCUCAUCUGCACUUAUCUGCAGCAGAGGACGAGGACACUGUGUAGACUCGUCCAGGUGCAGGGGCAUUUUGAAGCCAGUGUGAAGGACAUGCUGGAGGGCUUAGAUGGCCUCUGGGUUCAACUGGAGGAGUUGCACACUGGGGUCACGCUCACCAAAGAGGGGAGCCAAGGCUACAGAGACCUGGCCUUGGCCCAGAAAGAUGCAGAGACUUUGUUCGCAGUCUUCGGUCACUACAGGAACAGACUUCAGUGCUGCCAGGUUCAUCUGAAGGACAGCACACAACUAUUGCAGGAAUUAAUCUGGAGCCACACUCAUAUAAACAACAGUGUGAGCAUCAGCAGUGAGUCAGUCUGGCCAGAGCUGUUGCUUCAGUUCAACAUUGAGCAGUUUGACAAGGUGCAGGAGAGUUUCCUCUCCCUGGAACAACAGACCUCUACGUUCCAGGCCCAUCUGGAGGGUCUUAGAAAGGGGAAUCAUGCAAACGGGGCCCAUUCAUGCUCCGUCUCUCCACAGACUUCCCUACAUCUCCACAGUGGACACACAAGUGAUGUGUCACUGGAGCACCGGAACUCGAACUCUGCAUUCACGUCUGUCUCCUCGAUGGAUGCAGACACAGACACAGAAACAGACGCUCCUCUCUCACUCUGUGAGAGGUCGGCUCUGCAGUUCACCUCCACUAUCGGUCGCCUGCGUAAAUCUGGAAGGAGGAAGUGACUUUUAUUGGACUGUAGAGAUUUUGUAAACAGAAAGGCGUUAAUUAACACGGUAGAAUAUUUUCAAAUGUUGAUAAUUUUCUGGUUGCCUGAAAAUGUAUUUAUUUAUUGCUAUCUGUGAUUAUAUUACUGUGUUUUACUACUCCGCUUUCUGUUGUAAAAAAAAUUGCUUUUGUAUUUUGCAUUAAUUUUUCAUUUCAAAGUGACUAAUAGGUUUAGAGCAGGCAAGAGCAGCUUUUUUUACUUAAAGAAUAUUUUAAACACAAGGGGGCACACUUUCACCAAUUAUUACAAGCAAAACACCCAUUCAACAUACUGUAUUAUACUAUCAAACCAUUUAUAUGUUCAAUGGCGAACCAUAGCCCUGACCUUUUCUUUUCAAUCAACUUUAUUGUAGGAAAGUGUUGCCUCUCAAACAUGUGGCCCAUACAUGUGUUUCUUUAAGAUCAGAACAGUCAGCCACAACUUGUGUCGGAAGAAUCUCAUAAUGUGUCUGAUGAAUGAUAUUCAGGCAUAUAUUUCAUUUACUGAUUAAUUUCAUCAACCAUCCUAUUUGUACUUAAAGAGAAUAAUGUAAUAUUGGAUCUGAUGAUACAUUUUUUCAUUAUUGUGCUACUUGCUUUGAAGCCAUAUCUAAUGUCUGUUAAAACUCUUUAAACCAAUGUUGUAAAAAUAUAUAUUUUUUUAACAUUUG
Messenger RNA from Siniperca chuatsi (mandarin fish), 2212 nucleotides. RefSeq lists its product as uncharacterized. The record is from RefSeq and is a predicted model, not a curated record. NCBI's taxonomy places the organism in Eukaryota, Metazoa, Chordata, Actinopteri, Centrarchiformes, Sinipercidae. The coding region runs from base 101 to 1519 and encodes 472 amino acids. The transcript has 9 exons.